Ictalurus furcatus (blue catfish) is the source of this 7546-nucleotide messenger RNA. RefSeq names its product MLLT1 super elongation complex subunit a (gene mllt1a). Gene Ontology annotation, biological process: regulation of DNA-templated transcription. Gene Ontology annotation, cellular component: super elongation complex. NCBI's taxonomy places the organism in Eukaryota, Metazoa, Chordata, Actinopteri, Siluriformes, Ictaluridae. The coding region runs from base 2233 to 4071 and encodes 612 amino acids. The transcript has 12 exons. The record is from RefSeq and is a predicted model, not a curated record.
CUGAAGGUGCUGGAUUAAAAAUGAAAGAAGUAUGAUCUCAAAUACUUUAAAGACCUUAAAAACACUAUUUAAUAUUAAUUCGCUAUUACGGGAACCUUUUUUUUUUUUCCUUCCCUUUCCGCAUAUGCAAAUAUACCUAAUUUAUAGAGCUUGAGAAGAAAAGAAAAGUGAGCAGCGUGUCGGGGGCCUGACGUCCUGCUGGGAAUGAAAGGGUUAUUAAAUACAGGCGCCCCAGCGGGGGGAUUAAAGCAGUGUGAUGGAGAGGAGGAGAGAGAAGCAAAGCCUCUCUCUCUCUCUCUCUAUCUAUCUAUCUCUCACACACACAUGCACAUACACACACGGUUCAUCCAGAGGGACUCCAGCAGUGACAUAAACCCUCUCACUCCUGCUGCUUCAGUCAUAACAGCCUGCCGGCGCAGGAGUGUGUAGCGCGGGCUGCUAGCCUAAGCAGAUUUCCGUGAGACUUUCUGCAUUGUGUGAAUCUGCAGCUUUGAUUUCAGUGCCAGAGCUCCGAGUUUAGGUUCACGUCCCAUCUGCUGAAGGCUCUAAAAUCCUCUAAAGUCCUCUACGGCUUCGCACAGUGGUCAUCCGUCCGGUUACAGACAGUUUAACAACGAUAAAAGCCCAGAUUUUUUUUUUUUUUUGUCCAUCCAUAAAACCUUGCCCAAAUGUAAGACUUUAAAAUUACAAAUAAAACUGAGACUUAGGGAACUUCAAUGUAAACUCUAUAGUCAAAGGUAGACACUUUUAUUAGGUAAAGAUUAUAUAAUAGCGAUAUGAAAGACUUGAGCUGAGUGCCAUAGCUUUGCAUACGCUUUGUACACUGAAAGGUGUAAUAAAAAUAAUAAUAAUAAAAAAAUUAAAUAAAUAAUAAUAAUUGGCACCGUUUAGUCGAAUGAGUCCACUUGUACAGUAUAAAUGGAACGUUACAAACAAAAAAAAAUGGAUCAAAUAAUAUAACUUAAAAGAAACCGUGUGGGGAAAUUAUUGGCCCCCCUAAAGAAUAUUUAUAAUAAAUCUAAGAACUUGAUUGUUUCCUUUGAAAACUUCCUGUUUCUCUGGGGUAUAAAUAUGAGGUUGCAUACAUGCAAAAUCACUUUGUUGUUUAUCACAGUGGGGAAAAUGAUUUGUAUAAAAGUAUCAAAUUGUAGCAAGGACGACCCUGAAGAUUUCAGAACGUCACUCGGGGGCAAAUAAUUUUGAAACAGUGUUUUACAAGGCAAGGGUGUAGCGCGAGAACAUUAUUAAUAUUAAAAAGAUUUCAAAAGCAUUACAACGGAUGAAGUUGAAGAUAUGUUUAAGAGGAAUGAUUAGUGAUUAAAAUAAAGAAAAUGUAUGAAACAUCGUGAAGACUUUAUUUAUUAUGUUUUAGGAAAUGUGUUGAAUGUGUGAUAUUAAAUUUUUUUUUUUUUUUAAAGGUGUAGAAUGAAUUAAAGACCAGAUGAAGAUAGAAAACUUAAGAAAACUUUUCUUUUUGUUUGUUUUAAUGAAAGUCGCCAAUAAUUCAUUUAUUCAUUUAUUUAUUUAUUAUAUAUAGUGUAUUUUUAUUUUUGUAAUAGAUGAUAGAUUAUUAUAACUGACCAUUGUUAGGUUGCAUUUUUUCAUAUAUAUAUAUAUAAAGCAAGAAUAACAUAUACUAUAUUAUAUUACAUUAUAUUAUAUGAUCUUUCAAAAAGUUGCUUAUUCUUUUAAAAUCAAAUAAAAUUAUUGUGUUACAAUGAUGUUAAAAGACUCCCAUAUGCAGGAUAAGCGAAGGCUGGAUCCCAAAUGCCUCCUUGUCGGCUAGUUGUGGCACUAAAUAGUGAGUAUAGCACAUUAUUUCCUGUCUUAUGAAGUGUCCCUACGUAGGGAGUAUCAAGAUAUUUGAGAGCCGUAAACUGCAAUUCGGGCAACCCCUUCUAAACACCGGUCUCUGAAUAGGGAAGUCCCUCCCUUUCCCUCAUCUAAUUGGUUAAAGUUCAAAGAUGCUCCGUUCUGAUUGGUUGAACGUGCUGUCCUGUUGUCGCGCGCGAGCCAGGAGUGAAGGAAAGGGGAGAAAAGGGGAGGGGGGAGAAAAUGGCCGCGUUUGGCUUCCGGUUUUUUCUUUCUCUCUCGCUCUCUCUCUUUUUUUUUUUUUUUUUUUUUUUUUUCUCUCGGGGGGCUGAAACUGACACACAAUGAGUCGGGAGGAACAACGGCCUGAGAAAACACGGCUUCUGUAAAUAAACACAACAACCAGCCGAGCCGAGGAACAUGGAGGAUCAGUGCACAGUACAGGUGAAACUGGAACUGGGCCACCGCGCUCAGCUGCGGAAGAAGGCCACAUCCGAAGGCUUCACACACGACUGGAUGGUGUUUGUGCGAGGGCCCGAGAACAGCGACAUCCAGCACUUUGUAGACAAAGUCAUCUUCCGCCUGCACGAGAGCUUCCCCAAGCCCAAGAGAGUGUGUAAGGAGCCUCCGUAUAAAGUAGAAGAGUCCGGAUACGCAGGAUUUCUAAUGCCUAUAGAGGUCUACUUUAAGAACAAGGAGGAGCCGAAAAAGGUUCUCUUUAAUUACGACCUCUUCCUGAACCUGGAGGGCAACCCGCCUGUCAAUCACCUGCGCUGUGAGAAACUCACCUUCAACAACCCGACCCGAGACUUCCGCAAGAAACUGGUCAGAGCUGGAGGAAUCAUCGUGGUGCCCGAGGGGGCGGAGUUGGUGUCCAGGCCGAGUCCAGACUACCCCAUGCUUCCCACAAUCCCUCUCUCCGCCUUCUCCGACCCCAAGAAGAGCAAAAGCUCACAGGGACCCAAGGAGCUCACUAAAGAUAACAGCGGCAUUUCUAAAGCCCCCAAACCACACAAACUGGCCAAGGAGCACCGCGAGCGUCCACGGAAAGACUCGGAGAGCAAGAGCUCCUCUAAGGGAGAUGCAGACCGAGACGGUGGCAGCAGCAAAGGCAGCCGUGAACCUUCAUCUUUCUCCUCAUCCUCCUCUUCGAAGAAGCCCGAGAUCAAAGUAAAAGAAGAGAGCAAAGCUCCACCCAAAGCUGCUUUCAAAGAGCCCAAGCUGACGCUGAAGGAGCCCAAGAUGGAAGGAACGAGUCCUAAAGGAGGCGGUCCGGGUGGAGGAGGAGGAGGAGGAGGAGGAGGAGGAGGUGGUGGAGGAGGGGGAGGAGGGGGAGGGGGAGGGACAGAGAGCAAAUCGGCGAGCAAGCGCCCUUCCAAUGCCGACUCGCCCAAAUCCAGCAUUAAGAAGCCCAAAAAGGGAGGUGGAGAAAGCCAGAAAAGUUCAGGAGGCGGGGUUUUUCCAGGCACCUCCCCUCGCGUCUCGUCGUCCUCUACCUCCUCCUCCAUGGCUCCAGCUACGGGUUUUGGUGAGAAGAAGAGCUCAAAGCAAAGAGGUUGCUGGAUCAAGAGCAAACCCGAGACCCCAGAGGUCAAAGAGCAGAAGAAGGCGCCCGAGUCGGACGAGUCGAACUCUGACGACGAGCUCUCGUCCAAGUCUGAGCAGUCGGCUCCCUCGAGUCCGUCGAACUCCAGCUCCAGUUCGGAGUCCAGCUCUGACUCUGAUUUCGAGCCGCAACAGAAACAAGGCCAAGGACCUCUGCGCUCCAUGGUGGAGGACAUGCAGUCCGAGGAGUCUGACGAAGACGACAGCAGCUCGGACGACGAGACGCCGGUGAAGAACAACCCCCCUAACCGUGACUCCAGGCUGAGUUUAGACAGCGAGAGUGACAGCAGCGACGGACCACACCGACCCGGCCGAGACCCGCCGCCCCCUGCGCCCAAACACACCUCCGCCUCCAAUAAUAACAAUAAUAAUAAGGUGACGGGGAGGAAAAGCCCCGACCCGUGUCUGAGGCAGGAGAAGGUUAUGAAGAAGGGCUACGACAAGGUAGGAAGGGCUUACACAGAGGAGUUAGUGGACCUCCAUCGCAGACUAAUGGCACUGAGAGAGCGAAAUGUCCUACAGCAGAUCGUGAACCUGAUCGAGGAAACGGGCCACUUCAACGUCACCAACACCACGUUCGACUUCGACCUGUUCUCGCUGGACGAGUCGACCGUGCGCAAACUGCAGAGCUACCUCGAGGCCACGGCCACGUGACAGGAAGCGGGGCGGGUCCGAGGCGGGGGCGGAGCUCGCCCUCAUUCUCCGCACCGGGCUUGAGGGUGGGCUCAAAGGCGCGGCUGGAGGUAAAAGGAAAAAAUUGAAAGAAAGGAAGAAAAGCGGCGGCGUGAACGGAAUCCACAGCGACGAGUCGUGAAGACGAAGAGACACUGAGAGAGAGAGAGAAGGAGAAGGAGGGAAGUCACGAUGGAGUCGGAGCGGCGCUUCCUGUCGACGUGGUGACGUCCUGAGCGCUGUGUGACGAAGAGCACGGCCGUCCUCUCGCUUUUCGGGUUUGCUCACGACGCAAACCACAGCCUGCUAAAGAGUGUGUGUAUGAAGUGUGUGUGUGUGUAUGAAGUGUGUGUGUGUGAGAAGUGUGUGCGUCCUGUCCUUUUUUUCAUGCUUCCUUCUCUCCUCUUCCUCCAGCACUCGAGCGUUCGCCCUGAAAGUAGCCAUGCUCUCACACCCUGCUCUUUUUUAAUAUUUUUUUAUUUUUGUACAGAAGUAUUUUUGAUGGAGGGAGACAUGAACAAGACGUGAGAGAUGAGCGAAUGUACGUUUCUUUUGUCGCCUAGGGCUAGCGCUUAGUGCCUUUUACCACCAACCAGCCGACUGCCUGCGUUCAGGAGCAGUGUCGAAAGCUGUCAAAAGCGUCAUGUGGCCCUCGGUGUUGCUGACGAAGCGCACACACACACACACACACACACAAACACACACACACACACACCCACGCAUCCUCCUUUCUCCACGCCUGACCCCUGCAAAACUAGUGUUUCCCUCCGACCGCGUCCUCUUUAAACCCGGAGCUCGGCGUCUCCCGGUUUUUCGCCAGUGAGUAUUAACGACUGUGUUUGCCAAGUAGGCCUUUUAGAGACUCCUUGAAUAUUGUACAUAGAUGUGUGCAAUGUGUGGAAGUAUUCGGGGAUCAUGUUAAAUUUUAUUUUUUAAGGGUUUUUGCGUCUCGUCACGUCUGGAUCGUGUUUAAACGGAGAGAGAAAAAUCAGUGGAGAAAGACGUCCAGAGAGGCCGGGCUGUCCGUUAAAUGACGUCUCGUGGCCGCGAGAUCAUAAAAGCCGAAGCUAAAUUUGGUUACCGAUUAAUAAGUGAAGCCGAACAGUGGGUGGCGCAAUUUUUUUUUUUUUAGGAUUAUCAGCGUCGCUCGGAUUGAACCGCACGGUUCGUUUAAAUCAGCACACGUUAAUGUGUCAGCGUUUUUACACGAGCGUCAAUUUGUUUGAAUUUUGUAUCUUUUGAUUAUCUUAACGGCGUAAUUUACAACGUGACACAUUUUAACUCGUGACCUAGCUCGGAGACGUCACGCGACGUCGGAGAGAACCGGAACCGGGAAAACGACUCGGUUAAUAAUCGACUAGUCUGAGGUCGUUGCUAUGGUUAUGUCUCGGAGGGCGGUCCUUCUUCGCUUCCUCGCUAUGCCGCUUUUGAUAGUAGUCUAUAGAUGCUGUAACGUCUAGCGCCGAACGGUGCAGCGGCGAAGCGUAAGAGCACCGCUCGUCGAUUCUUGUCGUCAUGAUUACGUUCCCACAUGGUCACACGUCAUCGCAUCGCAUUCGAGGUUUCGUGAUCUCAGACCCGGCUAGCCAGUGAGAAACGAGUGUCUGCCCUCCGCACAAUGGAAAGAAUUCACUAAUCGAUGUGAGUUAGCUGAGGCUGUGUCUCAAAUCGCACGCGGUACACGCCUGAUUAUAAAAAUCUUUACGACGUGCGAAAGUAGAAGACCGUAUUUGCGCGUGACGUUUGUUGUUUGUUUCAACGGUUCAUUAUAGGGCAGACGGACGGACGGCGCUACGUUCACGUUUCGGAGGAAGGAAGUCGCAGACAUCGUCGAUGCCUCUGAUGACCGUACGGGGCUAGUACAGUUAGCUAGAUGUAUAACUACUUAGACGUUUCUCAUCUGCGGACAGGCCACGCCCUACACGAGCGCGACUAGUCACUUGCUAGCUUGAACGGAGGGCGUGGCUACAAGCGCCGCCCCCUUUCGUACUGAUGGAUUUGUCCAUGUCUUUUACUGUACACCCGACGGUUUUGUCGACCCAAACACUGCCCAGUUGUCCUGUCGUGCACUAGCUGUGUGAUUUGAUUGAGACACGUUACGCGCACAGUAGGAAGUAGUUACGUUAAGAGGAAGCGGUCAUGAUCUGAGGAUAACGAGACGUGCAGCCUCUCUGGACAUCUACAGCGAAGAGCGAGGAGAAAUCUCGAGUCUUUCUUUCUUUUUUUUUUUUCCCCCUCUCACUGUGUCUCUCGUGUUUAUCUUCUUUAUUCUCCACGACUGGCGUUCAGCUUUCUGAUGCUAAUAGCUUAGAGAGGCUCAACACCCCCCCCCCCCCCCCGACGCCCUUUCCUUAACCCUGCGUGUGCGUGAGUGUGUGUGUGUGAGAGAGAGAGAGAGCGCGUGUGUGUAUGGUUUCACGACUGACUGUUCCAUCACUAUAGAGUUUUUUUUUAUGAUUUAAAAACUCAAUCGUGUGUGUGUGGGAUCUGAUAUCGGAUCUGAGCUGUCUCCGUGCGUGCGUGCGUGCGCGCGCGUGUGUGUGUGUGUGUGCAAAUCAUCCAGUCCUCUAUUGUGCAUGAACUUUUGACUCCCCCAAGCCCGGGUUCAUGAACUCUAACUUUUCGACCGGACGCUUUGAAUCAUAAAAGGGGACGGGUCAUGGGGGGUGGGGAAAGGGGGGGGGGUGCAGAAGUGGGCGGGGCUACGUGGAGUCCGAUUGACGUCUCUGUGAGAAGUGACCCCGAGACCAGUCAGCGUGUGUUUUUAUGUUAAAUAUUAGGUUAUAUUUUUUAAUUUGUAUACCUCUGCACUUUUUUUUCGGCUGUGGUGACUCGAGUACUUAAUUAUCUGAACUGUAUUUUUAAAGAAAAAUUUAUACGAUAUUUACAUGCAAUAUGCUUUUAAUUGUUUUUUUGUUUUGUUUUCUAUCGCUAUUACUUCACGUCGGCAUGUUCGUGACUGCAGGUUAGGCCCCGAGACUGUUAUUUUUUUUAAUUAUUAUUUUUAUUUUUUAUUUCGGUUGGAAUUAUCUUCCUGCGGCGCCUCAGAAUCCACUACGAGCCUCGACGAGCAAAACCGUUCCCCCGGGUGACGGAGCGGACGCCGCCGCACUGUGCAGCACUCAUCCGAACGUACUUGUGUGAAUUAUGCUAAAAAGGAGCAUUAAACACUAAUCCUCUCUUUUCUUUUCAUUUCAUUUCUUCUUCUCCACGUUCACAUGGACUUUCCUCAAGGAAACCGGGAUCCGAACUCGCGAGCCUCUGCUGUCACUUCCCCAGUAUACAGUAAACGUACCGGACGUCACGUCAUCGAUCACCCUACCGGUUGCUCCUUUCCCUCCGGACGCUCUCGCUCGGGGCGUCCUGGGAUAUCACUCGGAGACCGAGAGAGAGUUUUCUCGUGCCAGUCAGUGCUUCUCUGUUUGUGUUUUUGGGGAUUAAACAUGUUCGGACUAUG